UGCGAGAGUAUCAACUAAUCAUGGUCGAAAUACGGAACGGCAACAGCAACGGUAGCCAAGAUGAGGAUGACUUUCAUCCUGCACCGCAGUGGCUGACGGUGUCCUAUGUAGAAUCCAUUCUGCGUCGCGUUAAGCAGGAUUCAGAGCUCAGUAUUAAGGAUUUAAAUAUCAAGGCCGCAACGGCCAAGGGCGACAAUUAUGCCAGCAUUAUGACCAGAAUCAAGGUGGACUAUGUGCGUGGCGGCGCCAAUCAGCCAGAAACGGAAUUCUUUAUUGUGAAGACCACAUACGAGAAUGAUCCAUUCAUUUCCAACAUCUUUGCGGGCUACAAUGCCAGCCAGACGGAAAUGGUUAUGUACGACAAAAUCCUCCCACAACUGAGUGAACUGUUGGAGGGCACACAACAAUCGGAGAAACUAUUUGCCAAGACGCUGCAUGUGGACUACGAGCACUCGGCCAUUAUCUUUGAAGAUCUGGCUGUAUCCAACUACGUGCUGGGCGAUCGUUUGACAGGCUUCGAUUUAGAGCACGCCAAGUUGACGUUGCGAAAGCUGGCCAAGAUGCAUGCCGCAGCUGCCGUCUUCAACGAGCGUCAGCCCGGGCUCCUCGCCAAACUGGAUCAUGGUAUAUUUAACCGUCAUACGCGGGCCUUUUCGCCAAUGUUUGAGAGUCUAUUCGGCGUGGCCGCACAGUUUGCCGGCCAGUGUCCAGAGCUGGGCAGCGUCUAUGAGGAGAAGUUGAAGCGCCUGCAGAAGCGUGUGAUGGAAUACACCGAAAGAGUUUAUGAUCCACAACCGGAUCAAUUCAACACCUUAACUCACGGCGAUUUGUGGAUAAAUAACAUAAUGCUGAGGAAUAAAACCGAUCAGAAUGAGCUGGAUAUGCUGCUGAUUGACUUUCAGUUCUCCGCCUGGGCCUCACCCGCCGUGGACCUCUUUUACUUCAGCAGCACCUCACUCCAACCUGAAGUGCGCAACAAACAUCUGGACGCCCUAAUCCAAUAUUAUCAUAAGGUACUGGCGGAUACCCUGCGUGAAUUGAACUUUGGUGGCCAUAUACCCACGCUUCGGCAGUUGGUACUGCAACUGGAAAAGGGUAAAUUUAUGGCUGUGACCGCUACUCUGACCUGCCAGGCUAUAAUGCUCAACGAGGAAACAAAGGAUGCGGACUUCAAUGGUCUGCUGCUGGACGAUGAACGGGGUCGCAACUUUCGAAAGGGCAUGUACAAUAAUAAGAGGCUUCAGGAAAAUGUAAAAAGAUGGCUACCCGAUUUUGAGCGCCGCGGCCUUCUCGAUGUAUUCGAUUAAUAUUAAUAUAUACUUAAACUGAUUUUAUAUUCAUGCUAACUGUUUGCCUUGUAUCCUGGAGUUUUGUUUUUUUUUUUUAUUCUAGAAUAGAUAUUAAGAACAAAUUAAAGAGUUUAUAUAUUAAAAA
Molecule: messenger RNA, 1434 nt
Organism: Drosophila virilis
Lineage: Eukaryota; Metazoa; Arthropoda; Insecta; Diptera; Drosophilidae
Source: RefSeq, a predicted model, not a curated record